This is a messenger RNA of Amoebophrya sp. A120, 185 nucleotides long. The record is from the annotation of a GenBank genome assembly. Lineage: Eukaryota; Dinophyceae; Syndiniales; Amoebophryaceae.
CUGAAAACAGUCUGGAGUAGUUCCGCACUAGCAUCAAAAAUGUUUAGAGCCAUCAUCGUUGCCUUAGCGGGUUUCACCGCCUGCUGUGCAGGUGAGUCCAUCAAGGUAACGGGAGCGUCUCAUCUCACUGCAAGCGCCAAGGACAUCACUGCACUGGAAGCGCGCAUUGACGCUUUUAUGCACGC